AUGUCUGAUCGACUUGAGGGAACCAAUGACACUUUCGGUGGAUUGAUUAUCAAGAAAAAGAAGACAAGCGAAAGCACUUCGGCACCAGGCAAAAGUCUUCUUGGACUCGAUAAAUUGGCAUCAACGAAACGAGAAUAUGCUAGAAAACGAGAUGAAGAUCGGGAAGAAGAUGAAGGAGUUACUGAUUCGGUGAGAAAAGAGAUCGAUCGAGUACGUGAUCGACGAAAAGAUCGAGAAGAUAGAGGUGUAAAAUAUAAGAGUAGAGAAGAUGAUAGAAAAAAUGAUAGAGAUAGUCGAAGAUAUGAUAGAUCAGAUAGAUCCGAUCGAUCUGAACGAAGAGAUCGAGGUGGAGAAACUCCCAAAUUUCGAAUUCCUGAUACUCCAUCAAGAACAUCUUGGGAUAUUGAUGAUAAAAAGAGACAUCGUGGAAAUUGGGAUAUGCCAACACCAAGAGGAGAUAGAGAUCGAGAUAGAAAACGAGAAUAUGAUUCAGAGAGGAGUAUUUCAAGUGCAUAUCGAAGUGAAAGAAAACGACGAGAUGAUGAUAAACGAAGGAGAUAUCAGAAACCGGAAGAUUCUGUGAGAUCAGAGAAAAAUGAGAAAAUUGAGUGAGUUUUCUAUCUAAAAUAAAAUGAAAACUUAUAAGUAAAUUUCAGAUUUCAUGAUGAUGAAGAACGAGAGCAAUGGGAAGUUGAGCAGAAAAAUCUUGAUCGAGAAUGGUAUGAUAAUGAAGGAGCAUUCGAUGAUGAAUAUAACCCAUUUGCAAAAAUAUCUGAAGAAUUUGUCGAAAAACGAGAAAAACAAUGGCAAGAAAAAACACAAAAACCACGGUUAACUCAUAAACAACAAGCAAUCAAAAGAGAAAAUGAAAUGUGGGAAAAUAAUCGAUUGCAUCGAUCUGGAGUCGUUGCGAUGGCUGAUGAAUUAUCAAGUGUUUUUGAAGAUGAGACAGAUGAGAAUCGAGUUACGAUCUUGGUACAAAAUAUUGUGCCUCCAUUUUUAGAUGGACGAAUUGUUUUCACAAAGCAAGCUCAACCUGUAAUUCCAGUUGUUGAUACAACUUGUGAUAUGGCAGUUGCAGCAGCGAGAGGAAGUGUUGCUGUGAGGAGACGGAGAGAAAAUGAAGAUCGAAAAAGAGCACAAGAUAAACAUUGGGAAUUGGCUGGAAGUAAACUUGGAAAUCUAAUGGGAAUCAAAGAUAAACCCGAUGAUACUGCAAAUCCAGACGAUGAUGAUAGUGGAAACUAUAAAGAAUCACAUCAAUUUGCAUCGCAUAUGAAAGACUCAGAAGCAGUUUCGGAUUUCGCGCUUGAGAAAACAAUUAAGCAGCAAAGAGAAUAUUUGCCAGUAUUUGCGUGUCGACAGAAAAUGAUGAAUGUGAUUCGAGAGAAUAAUGUUGUGAUUAUUGUUGGAGAAACUGGAUCGGGUAAAACAACACAAUUGGCACAGUAUUUGUUAGAGGAUGGAUUUGGAGAUGCAGGUAAGUGUAGGUGAAAAAUAGGGUAACAUUUGUAUGAAAAAUUAUUGAUUUUAUAUGCCUAAAUUAGAGUUGUUAUUCGAAAGUUUAAUUAGAAAAUGUGACAAAGAAAAACUUUCCAGUUUUGCACAUUUUUGACCGAAAAAAAGUAGUCAAAGAAUCUGACUGACCGAAAAAUAAUUUGUUCUAGAAACGAAUUCAAAUUUGCAGGCCUAAUUGGAUGUACUCAACCUCGUCGAGUUGCUGCAAUGAGUGUUGCAAAACGUGUGGCUGAUGAAAUGGGAGUUGAACUUGGACAAGAUGUUGGAUAUGCAAUUCGAUUCGAAGAUUGUACAUCUGAAAAAACCAUAAUCAAAUAUAUGACUGAUGGUAUUUUAUUACGAGAAUGUCUUGGUGAUGGAUCACUUGAUCAAUAUUCUGCAAUUAUUAUGGAUGAAGCUCACGAAAGAUCACUGAAUACUGAUGUUCUAUUUGGACUUUUGCGAGAAGUUGUUGCGAAAAGAUCAGAUUUGAAGUUGAUUGUAACAUCUGCUACUAUGGAUGCUGAUAAAUUUGCUGAUUUCUUUGGUGGAAAUUGUCCGACAUUCACAAUUCCUGGAAGAACUUUCCCUGUAGAAUUAUUCCAUGCUCGAACUCCAGUGGAAGAUUAUGUUGAUGCGGCUGUCAAACAAUGUGUAACAAUACAUUUAGGAGGAAUGGAAGGAGAUGUUUUGAUUUUUAUGCCUGGACAAGAAGAUAUUGAAUGCACUUGUGAAAUGAUUAAGGAGAAAUUGGGCGAAUUGGAUGAAGCACCGCCUUUGGCUGUUUUACCAAUUUAUUCGCAAUUACCUAGUGAUUUGCAGGCGAAGAUUUUUCAAAGAGCACCGGGAGGAAUGAGAAAAGCGAUUGUGGCUACAAAUAUUGCCGAAACUUCUUUGACUGUUGAUGGAAUUCUUUUUGUGAUUGAUCCAGGAUUUUGUAAAAUGAAGGUGUAUAAUCCGAGAAUUGGUAUGGAUGCGCUGCAAAUCUUCCCGGUUUCACAAGCAUCGGCGAAUCAAAGAUCGGGAAGAGCGGGAAGAACUGGUCCCGGACAGUGUUAUCGAUUGUAUACAGAGAGACAGUUCAAAGAUGAAUUAUUGGUGGGUUUUUUUUUUGGAAAAUGUGCAAAUUUUUGCUCGACGUUUUGAUAUAAAUUUUUAGAAGUUGGAAAAUUUGAAAAAAAAAUGAAGAAGUAAAAGAAGAAAAAACUAUCCAAAACCAUCAGAGUUUUUUUCAGAAAAGCACAGUUCCCGAAAUCCAACGAACCAACUUAGCUAAUGUCGUUCUCCUCCUUAAAUCUCUCAACGUCGAUGAUCUUCUCAAAUUCCAUUUCAUGGAUGCUCCACCUCAAGAUAAUAUGCUCAAUUCAAUGUAUCAAUUAUGGACACUUGGAGCAUUAGAUAAUACAGGACAAUUAACACCAAUGGGUCGAAAAAUGGUCGAAUUUCCACUUGAUCCAACAUUAUCGAAAAUGUUGAUUGUUUCAGCUGAAAUGGGUUGUAGUGAAGAAGUUCUAACAAUUGUUUCGAUGUUAUCAGUUCCCGCUAUAUUUUUCCGACCAAAAGGACGAGAAGAAGAAGCAGAUAAUAAAAAGGAGAAAUUUCAAGUUCCUGAAAGUGAUCAUUUGACAUUUUUGAAUGUCUAUUUACAAUGGAGAACACAUAAAUAUUCGGCGAAAUGGUGUACUGAUAAUUAUUUGCAUGUGAAAGCGUUGAAAAAAGUGAGAGAAGUGAGGGCACAACUCAAAGAGAUUAUGCAGGAUUUGAAAUUGCCGUUGAUGUAAGUUUGAAUAGUUUUUUUCAUUGGAUUUAAAUCAUUGGGAAAAAAAAUCCACGUGGAGUUUUUUAGCUCAAGAAUUGAAUACUCAAAAAUUGAAUAAAGAUUUUCCAAAAAUCUAUUUUUUUGCAGUUCAAAUGGAAGUGAAUGGGAUAUUGUUCGAAAAUGUAUUUGUUCAGCAUAUUUCCAUAAUGCGGCCAGAUUAAAAGGAAUCGGAGAAUAUGUGAAUGUUCGAACCGGAAUCCCAUGUUUCCUUCAUCCAACAUCUGCACUUUUUGGAAUGGGUUUCAUGCCGGAUUAUGUUGUUUAUCACGAACUUAUUAUGACUGCAAAAGAAUAUAUGCAAGCUGUGACAGCUGUUGAUGCGAUUUGGUUGGCUGAACUUGGACCUAUGUUUUAUUCGGUUAAGGUUCGUUUUUUUUAGAUUUGAGAUUUUAAAAAUGAAAUUGAAAAAGUAUAAUUUUCCAAGAUUUAAAAACAUUUCGAAAAUCAUUUUCUGAAGCUAGGUUACAUUUUUAAAAAAUAAAAAUUUCACAAAUCCCUCGAUUUCACAUGUUUUCAGGAAUCAAAACAAUCUCGACGAGACCUAAAAAUGGAAAGUGUUCGAACAGCCGAAACAAUGGAAGCCGAAAUGCGUGAAGCGCAAAAAGAAAUGGAAAGACGGAAAAUUGAGAGCGAAAAAGCAUUCAAACGACCCGAUUCAUCUCGAAUUGUAGAAGUUGGAACGAAAUCGGCAAGAUCUGAACGACGAAAAUUGUGGGGACUUUGA
Messenger RNA from Caenorhabditis angaria, 4040 nucleotides. The record is from the annotation of a GenBank genome assembly. Lineage: Eukaryota; Metazoa; Nematoda; Chromadorea; Rhabditida; Rhabditidae.